This is a messenger RNA of Penicillium alfredii, 1461 nucleotides long. RefSeq lists its product as uncharacterized. Bases 1 to 1461 code for a protein of 486 amino acids. The transcript has a single exon. The record is from RefSeq and is a predicted model, not a curated record. Lineage: Eukaryota; Fungi; Ascomycota; Eurotiomycetes; Eurotiales; Aspergillaceae.
AUGCUUGCUCGAGUCGCCGCCAUGACUGUCACCGACAACAUGUAUCGCCUUUCAGGUCUUGAUGGCCUCAUUAUUGGCCAGAAAAUCACACCCAAUGCCGACGGGGGUCUGCGCGAUCCCAGCCCAUUGACUGAAGCCUGGGGGUUGCGGUCGGGCGUGUACACGCCACACCAACUGGUAAAGAGCUUUGCACCUCUGCUCGAUGUCAUUGUAUCCCGGUUGGGGCAAGAUCCCACCAGCUCCAAGCCGGCGCGUGCCCGUCUCUUGGAUAACGUGGCCGCCAAUUUGGCAACCGACACCCGUGAGGGCACCCUUCGUCUCACCGAGCCUCUCGACGUCUCGCGGAAGGAGAUCAAUGUACAAGCCACGCGGAUCGGCAAGACCCUGGUGCAGUGGGCUCGUGAGUCCAGCACCACGGCUUUCGAUCCGAACAUGUACCUUCGCAGCCCCUGCGAGGGACAUCUGCUCAUUCCAUCCAACGUGGACCUGAUGUUUGGCGACCGAAGCCAGCCGCAUCUGAUGCAGCUGUUCAACGAAUACAUGCAUCAGAUGGUCCUCCUCCGCGACGCUCUUUUACCAUUCCAGAACUACCAAGAUGUCCUCAUUCCCGUCGAUGGUACGGCUGCGCGGGGUAUCCGCCAUUUGGAGCCAGCCAGAACUCAGUUUCUGGCAGAACUGUUCACCAAGCAUGUCACCCAGCGAGGCAUCGUGACAUACGCCAAAGCCCUUUUGGCCCCGGGCCUCCGGCACACGACCAGCGCGGGCUAUGGGUUCCAGUACGCGCAUGGAACUAUUCUGCCUGCAUUCCUCUCGGGUGGGCCGACCCCUUUGCACUUGCUGCAAUACUUCCCGACCAAAGUCGACUCGACGGUGACCGACAUUCUCUUCGCCAAUCGUUUCGAAGAUUACUAUUCUGCUCCACGCAAUGAAAUUCCAGCAGGAAUUCAACGUCAUGCACCCGAGCAUCUGGAUCCUAAAGAUAAGCCACAGACCCUCUCAGUGGGCGGUGCCGUGGGACUUGUGCCCGACUCGGCGGCUGGAAAUGUUCGCCAACUGGAACUGCGUCUCGAAUUGCCCAAUGGGAAAUGCGUUGCUGUCGACUUAGGCCAAAUCGCUCGCGGCCAUCGCUAUUCCUAUUUCGCACAAGAUCCCUCCCUGCACGAAGACGGGACGGUUCAGGGAGUCUCCAAGCACACUCAACCUAUAUUCCAUGACCCUACUACCCUCCUGGAGACACCCGACACCGGCCUUCUGACGGCCAAGGCAGGUGGCGUCCACGUCAUAUCCGUGCAAAAUCCUGUUGUUGCCUUAGCAAUUCUGGGGAAGCUCUACCCGGAAAAUGUUGUGUUGCUGCCUGUGGACGAAGGAUUGAGUCAAACCGGGAAGGCGGGUAAAGGGUUCGAACCCAAAUUUGUGAUCUGGGGUGGAGUCGAGAGAGGUGGAUUGAAAGGAGCCUUGUGA